CCUCUGUGUAUUGUCGGAGUUUGAAACACCUCUGACCUCUGAACUCCCAAAAAUGCAUGGUCUUGUUGCAUACGACGAUGACUCCCAGAGUGACUCGGAAGACAAAAUUAUGUCUACAGUGAAUAAACAUGUGAGAUUCUUUGUCGUCGCCCUUCUCCAUAUCCGUUUCCCUCUUUGCUGGCUACCGUUUCUGUCUUGGUCAGGAUGUAUCACUGAAGACAAACGUUAACAAUUCAGACCGUAAGUGUUCUCUGAACUGUACGU
This is a messenger RNA of Guyanagaster necrorhizus, 264 nucleotides long. RefSeq lists its product as uncharacterized. The record is from RefSeq and is a predicted model, not a curated record. The transcript has 2 exons. The coding region runs from base 53 to 229 and encodes 58 amino acids. Lineage: Eukaryota; Fungi; Basidiomycota; Agaricomycetes; Agaricales; Physalacriaceae.